This is a messenger RNA of Phyllopteryx taeniolatus (common seadragon), 1688 nucleotides long. It is a transcript of the gene snx12, whose product is annotated as sorting nexin 12. Gene Ontology annotation, biological process: late endosome to Golgi transport; endocytic recycling. Bases 196 to 684 code for a protein of 162 amino acids. Lineage: Eukaryota; Metazoa; Chordata; Actinopteri; Syngnathiformes; Syngnathidae. Gene Ontology annotation, molecular function: phosphatidylinositol-3-phosphate binding. The record is from RefSeq and is a predicted model, not a curated record. Gene Ontology annotation, cellular component: early endosome membrane; retromer complex. The transcript has 5 exons.
AAGGGUGGGGCGCAGGGCGGCUGGCCCGGGCUCGAGGAGACUCUCAAGUCCGCUAGUUCCUUAGCUGAACCCGUCAGCUACCGCAGUUAAUUAAUGUCUCCGCGUGAUAUUUGCACAUUUUCGGCGCAUCCACUUUUGAUUAUUUUCAGUCUGACGCUUUUUCGAGCGUGAGAAAAACACUUGCAGCCCGACAAAAUGACAGAUCCUUCGGUUGCUGACACUCGCCGGCUGAAUUCCAAGCCUCAGGACCUGACGGACGCAUACGGUCCUCCCAGCAAUUUUCUGGAGAUAGACGUUUACGAUCCACAGAUUGUUGGAGUCGGGCGGCACCGAUACACAACUUAUGCAGUUCGGAUGCGGACAAACCUUCCCAUUUUCAAACUAAAGGACUCCUGCGUGACAAGACGAUAUAGUGACUUUGAGUGGUUAAAAAAUGAGUUGGAGAGAGACAGCAAGAUUGUAGUACCUCCUCUCCCGGGUAAAGCCCUGAAGAGACAGUUGCCGUUCCGCACCGACGAAGGGCUUUUCGAGGAGUCGUUCAUUGAGGAGCGGCGGUCGGGUUUGGAGCAGUUCAUCAACAGAAUUGCAGGUCACCCUUUGGCCCAGAAUGAGCGCUGUCUGCAUAUGUUCCUGCAGGAGGCAGAGAUUGACCGGAACUACAUUCCCGGAAAAGUACGACACUAGGCUUACCAAGGGGUUGGGCGGCGGGAGGUGGGGCUUUAAUUAAUUUCCUCUGGGAUGUACAAUGGACUUCUUCUCUCACAUUAUAAAGUCAAAAAGCACUUGAUUUUGGAGCAUGUUCUUCCACUGUGCAUCUGUGUGACUCUUGCGUGCGCUUUUGUUUUAUAACAACCAGCCGACAGUAGUUUGUCAUUGUACAGUAAGCUUAUGGCUUUUAUUACCAAAUACCACAUGCUACAUGCACUCUUUUCCCUUGUCAUAUAAUCAUGAUUGUACUAUACUGUGAAUAAACUAGAUUAAUGAUGAAGUGUGUCAUGCUAUUUCUGAUCCUGUUUUGUUCUCUUUUUGUUUUGUUUUAGGUGUGAGUGAAACGCCUGCACCUGCCCCAUUCAUUUCUACACCUUGUCAGUUUCAAGCCGGUGGAGGAAACAACACAAUUAUUGCUCCCAUGUAUAAAUCAUUUGUUGUCUUUUUGUUAUUCCUCUUACAUGUAUGUGCAUUAUUGGCGGUGAAUGAGAAUGUCUGUCCCCCCCGCCCCAUCUGUUGAUUAUUUUUCACCUCAAAGUCCGUCAGACAAACAUUGGACAAGUUUGCUUACUGUUGGCUUUUGGUUGCUAGAAUGUGAUGACAACGAUAACCUCUCAAAGUGAAGCAACAUGUAGCAUCGUAAAGAAAACGCUGACUUCUGUUCUCUUCAGUCUGCAUUUGCUUUUAGACAGGAUCGUUCAUAGUUAUGUCAUCAUUACACCUCCAACUAAGUUGUCACAUCAGCAGCUAAUGCAAAUGUUAUGUUAUGAACAUGAAAUAUGAACACAUUUUCAUAGUUGGAAAUAGUCCGGAUCUCAAGUAAGGAAUCUCUGCUUAUUUUCCUCCUUUUUUAAAGUUCCAUAAAGAUGAUUGUGAAGUGUAUCAAUACUGUACAUGUUAUCAUUCCAGUUCCACUCUCAGUACUGAGGAAUCUCGCUGAUAUUUUUCUGUUCAACUAUUAAAUUUCCUGCUGCCCGCUG